This is a messenger RNA of Ogataea polymorpha, 2660 nucleotides long. RefSeq lists its product as uncharacterized. The record is from RefSeq and is a predicted model, not a curated record. The transcript has a single exon. Bases 1210 to 2577 code for a protein of 455 amino acids. Gene Ontology annotation, cellular component: fungal-type cell wall. NCBI's taxonomy places the organism in Eukaryota, Fungi, Ascomycota, Pichiomycetes, Pichiales, Pichiaceae.
UGUAUUUCUAUUCUGGAGGACAUGCUGCUGGAGAUUGCGAGCGAGAUCAUCAGCAGGUCGAUUUUGGAUGAGAAGGUGCUACGACAGGAGUAUGGAAUUGCCCAGCCGGGGCUGGUAGACGAAGGGGAGACCGCUGCAGGGCUGGUAAAGAAAGUGCGACAAAAUAUUGGCAACUCGGCCAGUGGGUCGAGCCAGUCAUCAGCGGCGGCGACACCACAGUCUGGCGAAAACGGAUCUAUCCCAGAUAUCGGCAGACUAGGCUUUCUACAGAAUGGCAAAGAGAUAUUUCCGAAAAGCGCCAACGGCUCAGAUGCCUACUUCCAGUGUCUUAAUUGCGAGAGAAAGAUUGCCGGUGGGCGUUUUGCUGCCCACAUCGACAAAUGUCUGGGAGGAAGGGUGCGGAAGUAAAAAGGAAAGAACUUGCUACAAUAGUGAAACAAUUGGUUCAACGGUAAUUAUGGUAUGGCUCAAUACGGAAGGAAGCAGAUGGAGCAGAUUUGCUACAGACUGCCUUGUUUGGGCCAUCAGAGGACUCGUCAUUGCACAGACGACUGGCUAAACAGUGCUCAACAAUAGUAUCUUGCGCAAAUUAGAUGCAUGAGGGCAAUAAGAUUCACCGGAUACAAUAGAACUUCAACUCGCAUCUGGCUGGCCCGUGCAAAAUCAGUGCAUGAACCAGGUGGAAGCUGCGGGUUCUGGGGACCCAUGAAAAAUUUUAGGCUCGUUUUCGGCAAUCAGGAUGAUUUGGGCUGCUCGCACAAUAGAAAAAGGAAAGAGCGGAUGACCACUCCGAGGAAUCUAGACUGGCGACAGUCGGGAGCGGGACCAGACGAUCAAACAGCGAUAGAAUUGCACACUUGUGAGAGAUGGCUGAGCAGCCGCUCCAAUUUGGGGGCAUCUUGGCUGCAACUUUUGCCGGGACACGGUGCACGGGUGUGAGGCUGAGCACGCUGAAACGCGCUACAGUUUCAUCGUGUUUGGAAGUUUCCAAAUCCAGCCUCCUCCAAACUGAAAAAAAAAACCAUUCUCAUGCAGAAAUCUCGAUCCACGCACGACCCGUGCUUGGCCAUCCCUUCUAAGAAACAAGUCUGAAGCUUGGACGAAUGCUUUGUACUUGUUAAAAUAAACUGCGCUUUCCCUGAGAAUCGUCUAAAAAGUGUUUUCACUGUGAACUUUGUCUGGUAUUCAUUCCUUUAAUAUCUCCAGACCAUGUUAUUCAACAAAGCUACGCUCCUUACCGUGUUUUCAGCCAUCUGGGCCACUGCCCAUGCCGGAUGCUCGUACGAGGACGGCAACUACUACUGUUCCCAGACAAACGCCAUCGUCUACGAAGGUAUCGGCUACUCUGGCUCUUACUCUGACGUCACCAACAUCGACGAGUCCUCGUGCCAGUGUUCCUCCGAGACCAAGUCGUUCUCUGGUACCAUGUCGCCUUUGGACGAGGAACUUUCUGUGCACUUCAGAGGUCCUUUGAAGUUGCUGCAAUUCGGCGUCUACUACCCAUCGUCUUCCUCUUCCAAGGUGAAGAGAGAUGAAGAGGAAGAGGAAUGCCAAACCACUGUCCAUGCUCAUCAUCACCACAGAAGAGCUGUUGACUACGUUUCUGUCACCGCGACCGUGUACGUCGACCAGAACGGCAACACGAUCAGCGGUACCACCAGUGCAUCCACUGCAGAGAUGAAGGUCAUCACCAGCGAAAGCGCUGCCUCUUCGACCGCAGAAGCUGCUCCUACUUCUUACGGAAACGACGAGUCCUCCUCUAAGAGCACCUCCGAGAGUAGCUCCUCCAGCUCGUCAUCCUCCUCUUCGGCCACGUCCACGUCCACCUCCUCAUCAUCUUCUUCUGGAUCCGGAUGGAGCAGAUCUUCCUACUUUACUCCAGGCUCCAAAGACAAUGUCACCUUCCUCAAUCACCUGGGUGGUUCUGGAUCCGGCACUUUCUCCUACUGCUUCGGUAACUCGAUCUCCUACUGCGGUUCCGACGGUAAGUCUGCCUCUUCUUCCAGCGUCGCUCUCGAUGAGGUCACCGUCGACUCGAACGUCGAGUUCCUAAUCAUGUCUGGCGUGGAUUGUGACGACUCUUCUGCUGGAGACUGUGGCUACUACAGAUCCGGCAUCCCGGCCUACCACGGUUUUGCCGGUGCUACCAAGAUGUUUGUGUUUGAGUUCCAAAUGCCUACUGCCACCGACUCUGCCACCACCAACUACGACAUGCCGGCUAUCUGGCUGCUCAACGCCAAGAUUCCAAGGACUCUUCAAUACGGCAGCGCCGACUGCUCUUGCUGGUCGACUGGAUGCGGAGAGCUAGAUCUGUUUGAGAUUCUUUCUUCUGGCUCCGACAAGCUGAUCUCUCACCUCCAUGAUGGCCAGGGCGACAACGGCUCUUCCUCUGGCGGAGGAGGAUCGCAGGACUACUUCCAGAGACCUACGGACUCCUCCAUGAAGGCUGCUGCCAUUUUCAACGACGGAGAGGUCCACAUUGUUGUGCUUGACGACGACGUCGACUUCAGCGACUCUCUCGACACCGACACUGUGUCUGGAUGGCUCAACAAGUCUGGAUCUACUGCCAGUAUUUGAUAACCAAUUAUACAACAACGCUUGAUUUUCGCAGCUACCGUAGAUUUGAAGUAAUUAUUUUUAUAUUUUUUAAUGGGCACAUU